AUGGCCGACAACGAAGAGCUGACUGCGGAGCAGACGGAGAAACUUAUUCAGUUUCAGGAUCUGUCAGGAAUUGAAGAGAUAAGACGAUGUCAAGAGAUACUUCAACAACAUAACUGGGACAUUGAGGUCGCAGUACAAGACACUUUCAAUGAGAGAGAAGGUGCACCCUCAGUGUUCAAUGAACCACCACCACCUCCAGAACCCAGACAGCCCACAAUGAACUUGCAACCUCCAGACCAGAGAGUGUUUACAGUAGCCCGUCAACCACCACAGGGAAUUUUUCAAUGGAGUUACUUCAUUAUGAUGUUUCCUUUUCGAUUUGCAUACACCAGUAUAUUAGACCUAUUAAGAUUUGUUUUUCGAUUAAUUCGUCCAGAUCCCAGAAGAAAUGUAACAGAUCCAAUUGGUGAUGUAGAGAGAUUUAUAGCGAACAUAUAAGAAUAAUCAGGUAGUGGUAUAUAUGAUGAGGAUCACCCAGCCUUCUACCGUGGUUCUUAUAGUCAGGCCCUUAAUGAUGCUAAGAGAGAGUUACGGUUCCUUUUGGUAUAUCUCCAUGGUGACGAUCACCAAGAUACUCAAUCAUUUUGUAGAAAUACUUUAGGAAAUGCAGAUGUUCGAGACUUCAUCAAUGGAAGGGUAUUAUUUUGGGCCUGUAAUACGAAUAGUCCAGAAGGAUAUAGAGUGUCAAGGGCAUUGAGAGAAAACACCUACCCUUUCUUAGCUCUAGUUGUACUUCGACAGAACAAAAUGACGGUAGUAGCACGGAUAGAAGGUCCAGUGGGUGGUCAGGAACUUAUAGAGAAGUUGGAGCAUGUGAUGAAUGAAAAUGAAACAUCACUUGUUGCUGCUAGAGCAGAAAGAGAAGAAAGAAAUUUCACACAGACUUUGAGACGCGAGCAGGAUGAAGCCUACUUAGAGUCAUUAAGAGCAGAUCAAGAAAAGGAAAGAACUCGACGUGAGGAUUUAGAGAAACUGGAAAAAGAAAAACAGAAAGUAGUGGAUGCAGAGAUGGAACGACAAAGGAUGCUUGAGGAAAGGGAGCAAAAGAAGGAGGAUUUGAGAAACAGUAUUCCUGCAGAGCCUGAGGCAGAUCAUCCAGACCGAGUACAGAUUGUACUCAAACUUCCACAUGGAGAUCGUGUACAGAGAAGAUUUCUGAAGUCUGACUCACUUAAGCACUUGUAUAAUUUUGCUUUUUGCCAUGAACAAUGUCCAGACGACUUUCAUAUAGUGACCAAUUUUCCGCGGCGGACAUUACCAUGUGAACCUACAGAGGAAGUGCCAGAACCUCCCACAUUCGGUGAGAUGGGAUUAGGCAAGACAGAGAUGUUAUUUAUACAGGAUAACGAGGCCUAGCAAUAUAUAUUACAAAUAAUUCCAGGUUUUUGUGUCUCAGUGGCGCAGUCACGGAGAUCGCAACAUUUUUUGUUUGUUGAAAGCUCUGAAAGUUGUCAUGUGAUAUAAGAGUUGAA
Molecule: messenger RNA, 1472 nt
Organism: Ylistrum balloti
Lineage: Eukaryota; Metazoa; Mollusca; Bivalvia; Pectinida; Pectinidae
Product: FAS-associated factor 2-like
Exons: 15
Cellular component (GO): endoplasmic reticulum
Molecular function (GO): ubiquitin binding
Source: RefSeq, a predicted model, not a curated record